Molecule: messenger RNA, 1964 nt
Organism: Topomyia yanbarensis
Lineage: Eukaryota; Metazoa; Arthropoda; Insecta; Diptera; Culicidae
Exons: 2
Coding region: 10-1860 (616 amino acids)
Source: RefSeq, a predicted model, not a curated record
UCCACGGCUAUGAUAAACUAUAUGAACUACAAGAAACAACCGAGACAUGACGAAAACGAGUGGAUAGCAAAAGAUCUCAGGAACAGUAAGAAAUUUCUGGUAGACAACCCUAAUUUGCUAAUCACUAGGGCAGAUAAAGGUAACAAAACCGUUAUUCUCACAUCAGAGGAGUAUGAACGGAAGAUGGCGGACCUCCUGAGCGACAGCACCACAUACAAACAAAUAAAAUCAGACCCCACAACUAAGGUGCUGAAGAAAAUCGGUGUAUUAGUGGAUGGGUGGCGUAACAGCAAAUUCAUCGAUCUUCGUACGCACAGGAAGAUGAAAGCAUCAAGCUGUAACCCACCCCGAAUAUAUGGGUUACCAAAAAUACACAAAGAGAACAGACCACUCCGACCGGUAGUUUCGACCAUUGGAUCCGCAACAUACAAUGUGGCCCAAUUUCUUUCUGGAAUCAUUGGGAAUAUUGUCGGGAAAACGGACUAUCAUGUCAAAAACAGCUUUGAGUUCGCGGAACAAAUAACAGAAACACAGAUCGCUGAGGAUGAAAUGCUGUUCUCUUUGGACGUCACGUCGUUGUACACGAAUAUACCUGUUAGCUUUGCUUUGGAAUGCUUGAACGAUAGAUGGGAGGAGGUAACGAAGCACACAUUUAUCGACCAACACAGUUUCAUGGAGGCCGUUAAGCUUGUGUUGGAAUCAACGUUUUUUGUACACCGAGGCACAGUAUACGCACAAACUUUCGGAGUACCAAUGGGAUCCCCACUUUCACCUGUCAUGGCAAAUCUGGUAAUGGAACGCCUGGAACAACAAUGUUUAGCAUCAUUAGAAGAGAGCCAAAUUCAACUAAAGGUCUACCGCCGAUACGUUGAUGACUGCUUUUGUGUGGCAAGAAAGGAACACAUUCAAGAAAUUUUAGCAUCGUUUAACAGUUUCCACAGUAAACUUCAGUUCGCCAUUGAAGAAGAAGAAAAUGGAAAGCUGAAAUUUCUUGACAUGAUGCUAACAAGAAACCAGAAUCGCAUUGAACGGAUAUGGCUACCUAAACAAUCCGAGGGCAGAUAUCUGGAUUUUAAUUCAGAAAGUCCAUACUCGCAUAAAUGCAACACGGCAAUUGCACUCGUCGAUCGAGCAAUAAAACUCUCCGAUUGCAAAAACCGGCCAGUAGCUAUUAAAACGGCUAAAAACAUUUUGCGAGUAAACCAUUACCCGGAUUGGUUUGUCCACAAAAUUCUGAAGGAACGAGUACACAAACAUUACAACAGCCUUCAAACUGGAAAAGACAAAACAACGGAAGUGACGUACGCGUCAGUUCCGUAUGUCCCGGGCCUCAGCGAAAAAUUGGCGAAAAUUUUCAAAAAACAUAACACAAGACUUGCGUUUAAGCCGAGAGAUAAAAUUAAAAAUCGAAUUUUUACCAAACUGAAGGACCCGAUUCCACCAGGAAAACAGAAGAACGUAGUGUACUCGAUUCCCUGUGGUACAGAUGAUGGUAAGGUAUACAUUGGACAAACGGGGAGGAAACUGGAAACGAGAGUAGCGGAACACAAAAAUGACGCAAAGAAGAAUGAUGCCAGAACGGGACUAUCACAACACACACUACAAGUCGGACACAUCUUCGACUUCGCUAAUACGCAGAUACUUGAGCGAAUAGAAAACCAGGAGAGCAGAACGACGGCCGAAAUGUUCCAUAUCAAAAUGCUGGGGGAAGACAAAACCGUAAACCUCCAGAGAGAAUGCGGAACGUUCUGUACAACGUACGAUGGGCUGGUAACCAAGCUUCGACAGUGUGUGAAUAACGAUGAAAGCAGACAGCCGAACAGGACAAAUCGUUCGUCAGUCGGCAGAAGAUGUGCAUGAAUGGAGUGUGUUUGGAGUGAAUUCAUGCGUCCGACGAUGGCUGAAGCAUAGUAGGCCGAAACGUUACGUAACGACGAAGAAAACUGGUAUCGUUUUUAAUUUCA